Molecule: messenger RNA, 3551 nt
Organism: Daktulosphaira vitifoliae (grape phylloxera)
Lineage: Eukaryota; Metazoa; Arthropoda; Insecta; Hemiptera; Phylloxeridae
Gene: Ack-like
Product: activated Cdc42 kinase-like
Exons: 17
Coding region: 273-2963 (896 amino acids)
Biological process (GO): protein phosphorylation
Molecular function (GO): ATP binding; protein tyrosine kinase activity; protein binding
Source: RefSeq, a predicted model, not a curated record
UGAUAAAUGUGUAUACACACGCAUAUAUAUAUAUAUAUAAAUAUUCUAGUCCAAAUAAAAAGAAUAAUACGAAUUCAGAUUAGAUUUAGAUUAGUGUAGGAAAUCACAACAAUAAUAAUAAAUAUUGCUUUGUAUGCAUAAUUAGUGUUAAAUGGAACUUGUCAAAUACUUAAUUAAUUUUACUUCGGCUAAUUCAAUGCUGUUAAAGAUGUUGUAAGUGAUUUUAAUGGAGUUCAUAUUAAAAUAUUAAGGACUUGUCUUAAAAACUUAAAAUGUCUAAAGCUAUUGAUCUGUAUGAAUUUCUUUUGGAAGCAGAACUUCAUCAGUAUUAUUCCGAGUUGAAAAAUGAUCUGAAAGUGAUGACUGUUCCUCAAGUUAAGUUUGUUACGGAAGAUGAUCUGUAUCAAAUUGGAAUGACAAAACCAGAAAUAAGAAGAUUAAAGAAAUACUUCCAAAAACAUUACCCUCAAAAUUAUUUUUCCAAAUUUAAAAAGUUGAUAACAUCAAAAGACACUAAAGAUCAAUGGAAUGAAUGUUCAGGUUCACAAGAUUCAUUAAAACCUAUUUAUGAAAAACGACCUCCAGCUCGUGUUCCCAAUAAACACAUUAUUCCAGCUGAUUCAAUAACUAUAAAUAAAGAAUUAGGAGUUGGCGAAUUUGGAGUAGUACAACAGGGUGUUUGGACUAAUGAAGGGGAUAGAAUUCAAGUUGCCAUAAAAUGUUUGAGUCGUGAACGAAUGCAGAACAAUCCUAUCGAGUUUCUAAAAGAAGCUGCAAUUAUGCAUAGUAUUGAUAAUGAACACAUUGUUAGAUUAUAUGGAGUUGUUUUGGAUACAGAUGCAUUAAUGCUAGUUACAGAAUUAGCUCCUCUUAGAUCUUUAUUAGAAUGUUUGAAAGAACCAACACUUAGAGCAAGUUUCCCAGUUAUGUCAUUAUGUGAUUUUGCUACUCAAAUAUGUAAUGGAAUGCAUUAUUUAGAAACUAAAAGACUUAUUCAUAGAGAUUUAGCUGCUAGAAAUAUUUUAGUAUUUACAAAAAAUAAAGUCAAAAUAUCAGAUUUUGGUUUAUCACGAGCUCUUGGUGUGGGUAAAGAUUACUAUCAAACAAAUUUUAAUGUUAAUUUAAAACUACCAAUCGCUUGGUGUGCACCAGAGUGUAUAAGUUAUUUACGGUUUACUUCAGCUUCUGAUGUAUGGGCUUAUGGAGUUACAUUAUGGGAAAUGUUCAGUUAUGGUUUUCAACCCUGGGCAGCACUAACUGGACAACAAAUACUUGAAGCUAUAGAUGAGCCAAAUUUUCAGAGAUUAGAACAGCCAGAUUGUUGUCCAAAAGAGUAUUUUAAUGUCAUGUCUAAAUGCUGGCAACACGAUCCUUUAAAACGACCACGUUUUUCCGAAUUAGUAAAUAUUUUACUAGAUUGUAAACCAGAACAAGUACAAACUAUAGUCAAUUUUGAAGAAAAAAAACGAGAUAUGCUUCAAUAUUCCAUAAAAGAAGUUAUAACAGUACUUGAUAAAACGCCUGGUGUACCAAACCUUUGGAAAGGAGUAUUGUGUAAUGGAAAAACGGGCUUGUUUAAUCCAUCAAACACUGUAGCCUAUUUGGGCACUAAUUUGCCAUCUAAUAGGAACUCUGAAUUUAGUAGAAAUGAUUUAAAGUAUUCAUCUAGGCGUAGUAGUCGUUUAAGAAUUGACAUGAUAUCAUGUCCACAAGGUGAUGUUAAACAUAUGGGACAUGUAGGUCUUGAUGGAGCAUAUUUUGGAGAUAUUGAAUUUAUGAGUACAAAUGCACCAAAAUAUAAUCAUCUACCUCAUCAAGUGGUUACACCUUAUAAACCACAAGAAGACUGUGCUAGUGUUAGUGACUCUCCAAAUUCAAUCAAAACUUUUUCAGAUCGUGCCCCAUUGCUCAAUAGCAAUAAGACUGACACAAAAAAAAAUGAUCUAUCAACAUGGUUAGAGAAAAAUAGAAUAGCUAAAAUAUUAACUGAUCAUGAGUACCAUGAAAUAAGUGAUGAAGACACUGUUGCUGAAAGUCCUAGAUUUGAAAAAACAUUUGAUUUUGGUCCUAGUUUAACUGAAGAAAUUGAAACAGAAAUAAGUCAACGUUUAACUUCUUUUGAUAUAAGUACAUAUGGUAUCAGUAAUUAUGCUGUAUCACCACCAAGGUCGCCCUUAGAUCCUCUUGACACAAAUCAUCGAAAUGAAUUGCGUGAAAUAGCAGCUAAUUUUGCUGCUGCUUGUAAUUCUAAAUCAAAAAAGAAACAAGCCACAGUUAAACCAAUAUCAGCAUCUGAUGAAAAAACCCUUGACUCAGCUAUUGCUAUGGCUAAUGAGCUAGCUAACAGAACAAUGGGAUCAGAUUUUAAACAACCCCUUAGUCAUAUACCUGACUCACCAUCAUCACCUAGUAAACAUAUGUUAACAUUUAAAUUUCCAAAUCCCAUUGUUUCUCUGACAAAACCACAGAAACAUGAAGUAAAAACAUUCACUGAUGAAGCUGCUUCUAUUCCAGAUAUUCAAUCAUGUAGUAGUUUGCAAUCGUUUUCUUCUUUUAUUAGUGCUGAAUCAUUAUUAGAUAAUGCUCCAUUUCGUUUACCUUUGUGGGAUAAAGCUUCAACUGAAUUUUAUUUUGCACGCUCUAGAGAGUUGUUAACAAAAGAAUCACCUAGUAUAGGAUCAUUAGACUAUAUAUCUUGCAAUUCUAUGAGAUCUAAUGAGCACUGCUCUAAUUUAGAUUCUACAGAAACAUUAGUUGGGGAACAAUAUUCGUGUCCUAAUUCGCCUAAAUUUAGAUCUAAAAUCUCAAUAGAAGUUUAUAGAGCAAAUACUUUACCAUCUAGUAAAAAUAAAGAUAAAAUAAGAAGAAGUUGGUCAGACUCUGAUAGUAAUCUGUAUGAAGAUAUUCUUACAAAAAACCAUUCUAAUUUUCGUCUAAUUGAUGAUGAAAAUGGAGAGCUUUAAGUGUGCUUAUUACUUUUAUCUAUCUUUCUUUUUUUGUUUAUUGGGUGUUGUGCCAUUAUGAAUAAUUUAAUAAUAGCUUUUGAUUAUUUAAAAAAAAUAGUAAUAUAUACAUGCUGACAUUUCAACACAUAAUUUUUCAAGAUAAUUUAUGACUCACUUAAGAUUAUUAUUUGACCCUAAUUGCGUACUAUAUGUAAAAAAAUGUUUUUUAAUGAACACAAUAUUACUGUUUUGUUUUAAGUAGUGAUUUUAAUUUACACUUUUUUAUGCUGUCAAAAGAUAGAUUUCUAUUUUAUUUAAUUUUAGAACAUUUCAAACUUUUUCAUUUUUAAAGCUACUUUCCAUUGUUUUUUUAAUUCUUUAUUACUUGAGUUUAUAAUUUGUUUAUUAAUAAGUUAUUGUAGAUUAGUGUAAUAUUAGCAUGUUUUGUGUUUAUUUUUAUUUGUUUUGUUUUUUAUUUUCUUUAUUCCUUUACUUUCCUUGUUGUGUCCUCUUCAAUCUCAUAGGGCUGUUUGACUGAAGAAGCUAAACUUGCAUAUAAUGGAUUAAUUGAAAAACCAGCAACGGUUGAUUGUGCACAUUCUUUAA